AUGCCAAGUCUUCAGGGAUAUGAUAUCAAAUGUGUUUAUAGUUGCUUGGCAUGUUCCUCCAUCCAUUUCAGCUUAUUCAUUAGUUACCAUCAUGAUGUGAUAGAGAUAUGCCAGCAAGGCAAUAAAGAUGGCAGUGGUGUUGAUGGCAAGGCUAAUAAUAAAAUAUAUUUGGAGUACGCGUCUCAGCUCGACCGCUCCGUUGACAUCGCCCGCCUCGCCCUGUCGCCCCUUCUUGAGGUAUCAAAAGUUUCAAGAAAUACCCCAACAUUCGUCUCUCUCUCUCUCUCCACACACACGCCGAUUUCUAUUUGGGUCUUUGAUUUGAGGGGUCGUGUGCGAUGGAACGAGGCAAACUUGAAUGAGAUUGAAGCAAAUAAACCAGUAAGGCAGAAAAUCACUGAGCCUAAGACACCAUAUCACCCUAUGAUUGUUGAUGAGGAUGGUUCUGUGUCACCAAGACGUGCUUUUGAUGAAUGCUUGGAUGAAUCUGCUCGCACAGAAGCAAUUCUUACUGCCUUGAAUGAUGUAGCUUCUUCAAGCAGACGGCAUGGGGGUUGGACAUCUUCUGAAGAUGAAGCAGAUGCCAUGGAACAAGACGAAGAUUCCGAAACAGAUAGAGCAAGAUUAAGUUUCAAGGAGCACCGACGGGCUCACUAUGAUGAAUUCCAUAAGGUGAAGGAAUUACUACGGACGGGUUCCCUUGGAGAUUCUGAGGCGGACAGAAGCAGCAAUGGCCAGGAAAAGGGUGAGAACUCGACUUCUUUGAUGGAUGGUGUGAAGGAAGCUGACACUGGUGAAGCUCAAAAUACUGAGCUGAAUCAAAAUCAAGAGAUGCAUCCUCCAUGUGACGGAGCCUGUAAAUGAUAUUCAUUGUUAUUUAAGGUAGCAUGGAAUUUAGUAUGGAGAUGCAUGACUUACCAUCUCUUUUAUUGAAGAAAAUACUAGUUCCUGACCGUGAAAAAUCUGUGCUAGCAGUUAUUUUUCACAAUACUCGAAAACUUUCCGAUGUGAAAUCUCCACUUCUCUAAUCCAUCUAGACAUGUUCUCUUUUCCUUU
This is a messenger RNA of Phoenix dactylifera (date palm), 1056 nucleotides long. RefSeq names its product protein phosphatase inhibitor 2-like. The record is from RefSeq and is a predicted model, not a curated record. Gene Ontology annotation, biological process: regulation of signal transduction. Lineage: Eukaryota; Viridiplantae; Streptophyta; Magnoliopsida; Arecales; Arecaceae. Gene Ontology annotation, molecular function: protein phosphatase inhibitor activity.